Molecule: messenger RNA, 1200 nt
Organism: Haemonchus placei
Lineage: Eukaryota; Metazoa; Nematoda; Chromadorea; Rhabditida; Trichostrongylidae
Source: the annotation of a GenBank genome assembly
CUGGAGAGGUCAACUCUAAAACGUUCAGCUCCCUCAAAAAGAAUUGUUCGCUCUUCUAACAGAACUGUCUGUUUCAGCCUUUAUGCACCGAUCCACGGAUAUGUCUGUAUUGGUCUGUGUGUGUUUGGAAUUCUGACGAAUUUUGUGCAUGUCGUCGUCCUUACACGGCCGGUAAUGAGGAAUUCGGCGGUGAACUGUGUCCUGACAGCGGUCGCCAUCUGUGAUAUCGGCACCAUGGCCACUUAUCUCAUCUACAUUUCGCAUUUUGUCGUUUUACGUCAAAGCACUUGUAGCCCAACGUUCACGCAUGGAUGGAUGCAAUUUCUUCAAUGGCACGUAAUGCUCAGUAUAACUUUACACACCACGUCACUAUGGUUGGCUGUAGCAAUGGCAUUUAUCAGACGAAUGACGUUACGGGUAGCCAGAUUGAAUAGCACAUGGCAACGUCCACAGUUUGCGUGGAAGCUGUGCAUAGCGAUUUACAUCAUCGUGGCGGUGCUCUGUGUACCGAGCUUGUUCGUGCACGAGAUCGCUGUCUACGAAGGGAUCGUCUGGGAACCACCGCAUCCACACUGUGCCUUAAGCUAUCCACCGAACUACACUGAACCGAUCUACACAUUUACGGUCAGCAAAGCAGCAACCGCUAAUAACUGUAGGAUCUUCAAAUUGAAUAUAUGGAUGAUUGGACUUGUGUUCAAGGUGAUUCCUUGUAUAUUGCUGAUGUACUUCAGCGUAGGUCUGGUAAAUAAGAUACGGCAAGCUGAGAAGCAUAGACGGAAGCUCACGAACGUCAGCCUGAACAACGUGAACUCAUGCGAUAGCAGCAGUAUGAAAUCCCAUCGAUCAGACCGCACGACGACGAUGUUGGUUGUGAUUUUAGCGGUGUUUUUGAUAACAGAACUGCCUCAAGGAAUUAUCUCUAUAUUAUGUGCCAUUUUUACUACAGACGUUCAUAAAUAUUUGUACUUUUAUUUGGGUGAUAUAUUGGAUUUGUUAUCACUACUAAAUUCUUCGGUGAAUUUUGUAUUGUACUGUGUAAUGUCAUCUCGUUACCGUCAAACGUUUUGGCUGGUAUUUUUGCCAAGUGGAUUCGACACGUAUUCCAAUUCGGCUUGUUUAACUUUGAAAAAAGAUAUUUCGGAGUUUUGGAAAAGAUUUAUUCCGAAAUACUCUGAUUUUAAGGCAUGCAUCCUUAUUUAA